Molecule: messenger RNA, 1508 nt
Organism: Serpula lacrymans var. lacrymans S7.9
Lineage: Eukaryota; Fungi; Basidiomycota; Agaricomycetes; Boletales; Serpulaceae
Exons: 6
Coding region: 61-1443 (460 amino acids)
Biological process (GO): proteasome-mediated ubiquitin-dependent protein catabolic process
Cellular component (GO): proteasome regulatory particle, base subcomplex
Molecular function (GO): ATP binding; ATP hydrolysis activity; proteasome-activating activity
Source: RefSeq, a predicted model, not a curated record
UGGAACGCGCGUCGGUGCUCUUGCUCUCAUCGCUGGACCCGCUUUAUACAGGUCAUAACCAUGUCUUCUUCUGCACCCCCACCACAACCGCCACCCAGCAACCCCGAGAAACAACCAGAGUCGCAGUCAUCGGACUCGACAUCGGCAUCACCACAGGAUGGCACAAUGGACACUACCCCAGACCAACCACCCGCGGAAACUUGGAGUGACAUUCCAGAAGACAUAAUGACUCUUGGUACCGACGAAAUAUUGACAAGGAUACGGCUCAUUGAGAAUGAUAUCAAGGUAAUGAAAUCAGAAACGCUGAGGCUGCAGCACGAGCAGAGUGUAAUGAAAGAAAAGAUUCGUGAUAACGGAGAGAAGAUCAAACAGAAUAAGGUCUUACCGUACCUAGUGGGGAAUGUCGUCGAGAUUCUUGAUGUGGAUCCUGAAGUAGAGGAGGAUGGUGCAAAUCAAGAUUUAGAUUCUAUGCGGAAAGGAAAGUGUGCUGUUAUUAAAACUUCGACCCGGCAAACGGUUUUCCUUCCCCUUAUCGGCCUUGUUCCCCCCGAGAAACUAAAACCAAGCGACCUCGUGGGUGUGAACAAAGAUUCGUACCUCAUUCUUGAUACUCUUCCGGCAGAAUUCGACUCUCGUGUAAAGGCUAUGGAAGUAGAUGAGCGACCAACAGAGACUUACACAGAUAUCGGUGGUUUGGAGAAACAAAUCGAGGAGCUGGUUGAAGCCAUCGUACUUCCCAUGGAGCAAGCCGAUAAGUUUAAGACUCUUGGCAUCAAACCACCGAAGGGUUGCUUGAUGUAUGGACCACCCGGUACCGGAAAGACUCUGUUGGCUCGAGCCUGUGCAGCACAAACAAAGGCCUGCUAUUUGAAACUGGCUGGUCCUUCACUGGUACAAAUGUUUAUUGGUGAUGGUGCUAAGCUCGUACGCGAUGCAUUCGAGCUGGCGAAACAAAAGGCACCUGCAAUCAUCUUCAUCGACGAGCUGGAUGCCAUCGGCACGAAGCGUUUCGACUCAGAGAAGAGUGGUGACAGGGAGGUACAAAGAACCAUGCUGGAGCUGCUUAAUCAACUUGAUGGAUUCAGCAGUGAUACUCGUAUCAAGGUGAUCGCUGCUACAAAUCGAAUUGAUAUCCUUGAUCCGGCUCUGCUUCGUUCCGGCCGUUUAGAUCGCAAAAUCGAAUUCCCUCUGCCCAAUGAAACUGCCCGUGCCCGUAUUCUCGAAAUUCACUCCAGAAAGAUGUCUGUAUCGCCUGAUGUAAAUUAUGAAGAGCUGGCGCGAAGUACGGAUGAAUUCAACGGCGCCCAGCUGAAAGCCGUUUGCGUUGAAGCAGGUAUGGUAGCUUUGAGAGAAGGCGCAACGAAAUUGGGGCACGAACAUUUCCUUAGUGGCAUAGCGGAGGUGCAAAGCAAGAAGAAGAAUGACCUGAUGUACUUUGCAUAGUUUCUCGACCAGUGAUACAUAGAAGAGUUCUGCAAUGCCAGUGUCCCCGUUUUAAUCCUUUUCCU